This is a messenger RNA of Tarenaya hassleriana, 1988 nucleotides long. Its product is annotated as U3 small nucleolar RNA-associated protein 18 homolog. The coding region runs from base 99 to 1763 and encodes 554 amino acids. The record is from RefSeq and is a predicted model, not a curated record. The transcript is spliced from 2 exons. Gene Ontology annotation, biological process: rRNA processing. NCBI's taxonomy places the organism in Eukaryota, Viridiplantae, Streptophyta, Magnoliopsida, Brassicales, Cleomaceae. Gene Ontology annotation, cellular component: small-subunit processome; Pwp2p-containing subcomplex of 90S preribosome. Gene Ontology annotation, molecular function: protein binding.
AGUUCUAGGUUUCUUCAUGCUUUGGAGCGGCCGAAAGUGUUCUUACAGUGGUCGUCUCGUCACCUUCGCCGAGAAUCCCAGCUGUGGAAUUUGUCAGGAUGAGCUUGUUAUCUCAGAAUGUCCUUACAAGUACAACGGGCAAGGGUAAAAGGGAGGACCAUGAUGAGCUCGACAGAGAUACCCAGGAUGGAAAAGGAAUCGAGAUCAAUGAUGACUCGAGGGCAAAGAGGAGAAAGAAAGAAAAGGAGAAGCAAAGAGAAUCUGAACAGCGUGAAAUGAAUAAGCUCGAGAAUUUAUUGUUUGGAUCCCUUUACUCCCCUGUCGAGUUUGGGAAGGAUGAUGGUGGAAACGGUUUUCAUGACUGUGCCGAUGAUUCAGCUUUGUUUUCCUUAGACAGUUCUGCUUUUAGGAAACCAUCCGACUAUGAGGAUGAGGAUGAAGAAGAAGAUUAUGGUGAUGAUAAAGUUCGACAGAAGGGAGAUCAACAGAAGAAAGCUGCAUGGGUGGAUGAAGAAGAGGAACAAAUAAACAUAGAUAUAGCUAAAGUUAACCGUCUGAGGAAGCUGAGGAAAGAAGAAAACGAGGGCUUGAUUUCUGCUUCAGAGUACGUUUCGAGAUUGAGGGCUCAUCAUGCUAAGUUAAACCCUGGAACAGAUUGGGCUACUACGGGUGAUUUGACCGACGGAACUGUUUCAGAUGACGAGUCAUCGGAUGAUGAAGAUGGUGCUCACAAAGGAGUUGAUGAUGUUCUCCGAACAAAUGGAGAACUCGUGGUGAAGAAUGGUGCCAGACUCUUACCUGGAGUUCUCGAGUACUCAAAACUGGUGGAUGCAAACUAUGCAGAUCCUUCGAACGGUCCGAUAAACUCUGUCCAGUUCCAUCAAAAUGCCCAGCUUCUUCUCACUGCUGGAUUGGAUCGACGGUUAAGUUUUUUCCAGAUCGACGGUAAAAGGAACACCAAGAUCCAGAGUAUUUUUCUCGAGGAUUGUCCCAUUCGCAAGGCGGCCUUCUUGCCCAAUGGUUCUCAGGUCAUUGUCUCCGGAAGAAGAAAGUUCUUUUAUAGCUUUGAUCUGGUGAAAGCGAAAUUUGACAAAAUUGGGCCUUUGGUUGGUAGAGAGGAGAAAAGCCUGGAAAGUUUUGAGGUCUCACCGGACUCUAACACCAUAGCUUUCAUGGGCAACGAUGGUUUUAUCUUACUUGUGUCCUCGAAAACAAAAGAGCUUAUCGGAACCCUAAAGAUGAACGGUUCGGUACGGUCUUUAGCUUUCACGGGCGAUGGAAAAGAGUUGGUUAGCUCAGGAGGUGAUGGCGAAAUCUAUCACUGGGAUCUACGAACGAUGAAAUGCUUCCACAAAGCUGUUGAUGAAGGCAGCAUUUGUGGCAGUUGUCUCGACACUUCUCCAAAUGGUGAUUUCUUUGCCUCAGGUUCAGACCCCGGGGUCGUGAACAUUUACAAGAGGUUGGAGUUUCUGGGAGGCAAGACAAAGCCGAUAAAGACAGUGGAGAAUCUCUCCACGAAAAUAGAUUUCCUCAAGUUCAACCAUGAUGCUCAAAUUCUAGCUAUCGUCUCGACGAUGAAGAGAAACAGUAUGAAGUUGGUUCAUGUUCCAUCUCUAACAGUGUUCUCAAACUGGCCGCCUCCAAACUCUUCGCUUCAUUACCCUCGCUGUCUGGAUUUCAGUCCCGGAGGUGGUUUCAUGGCAGUGGGUAAUGCUGCCGGGAAAGUUUUGCUGUACAAACUGCACCAUUACCAGCAUGCAUAAGCUCUUUUUUGGCAGAUCAAACUGAGUAGUUUCGUGUUGUUUAUCAUUCCUAUUUCGGGUUUUUCUUUAUGGUUGUAGAUUUAGAAUUGUCGUGUACGAGAGUUCAUGGAAAUUUUGGUUUUCAAUUGCAGCUCUUAAGAUUUUAUCUUGCUAAAUGAUUUGCGUAGACAUUGUUCUGUUGCUUAUACUUUCAUUUUCCAGACACCUCGUGGUCCUCUUUGUUUU